Molecule: messenger RNA, 1623 nt
Organism: Fusarium tjaetaba
Lineage: Eukaryota; Fungi; Ascomycota; Sordariomycetes; Hypocreales; Nectriaceae
Exons: 1
Coding region: 1-1623 (540 amino acids)
Source: RefSeq, a predicted model, not a curated record
AUGCUGAUACAAAGGAUACGCCUGCCUGUCCGCUCAGGAUGGUCAAACUGCCGACCGCUUCUCAAUCACCGAUUUCUCAAAUUCCCUCAUCAUGCCAUUCUAACGCGCGCAAACGCGUGCAGAUCUAUAUACGUCCCUCCCAACUACUCACGUAUACAAAUUAGCUCAAAGGAAGACACAAAGCGUCUCUACUGUCUCUUGCAAUCUUACAUCGAAGACCCAUCCCGCGCAAAAGCCGUCACGGAGGUUGUCAUCGACGCAACGCCCUGGACCUAUGCUUCUACGUCCAAGAUACCGGAGUAUGAUGAACUACCGGCCUCAAUGGGAUAUGAAGAACUUGGAGAUCCACCGGAAAUAAGACUACGAAGAUAUGCCCAUAGCCUACAACUGGGUGAUGAAACAUCUGCUAAGGUCGACAAGAUCCUUAGUUGGAAGUGUCGCGAGUAUGAGUUCAAACUUCAGAAGGAGAGCGAGUUUGCAAUCGCCAUGAUAAUCCUUCUCUUUUCACUCUGCGAGAAUAUCUCCACCCUAUAUCUUACUGAGAACCUCCAACAACCUGUUGUGGACUACAUGCUCAAAGCAAACUAUGCACAGAUGAAGAAUCCUCCACUGCUGAAGUUGAAGGCCGUCCGUUUUUUUGCUGGUGCUCAAAGCGACGAGAGGUUCUACACCGCGUGCGAUAUUCUCCGGUCUAUCCAGUUGAUACAUCGCCUCCCAGCUCUUGAAUCAGUGGCCAUGGAUGGGAUGUCGGAUAAUCAGACAGACCGCCAGUUCUUCGUCCCGGGGACAGGGAAUAUGAAGAGACUGGAAAUCACCCGUUGUGAUAUUUCUCCUAGCUUCCUGACUGUCAUGAUCUCAAUUCCCAAGGAGCUUGAAGAAUUUAAGGUGUCGAUUGGUGGUCUGUGGACCCUUGACGGUGCAGAUACAUCUAGUGAACCGUUUUACAUUGCAAGGGCACUUUCUGCGCAUAGAAACUCGUUGAGAGUGUUGGAUCUUGACAUUGAUGUAGGAGCUGGGGUAAAUGCGGUGGACAGGGAUGUUGGCAGGAACUAUGAGGAGGAAGAUGACGGGACGGAUUGGGAGAUAAAGGACCAGCUUGAUCUGUAUGGACGAGAUCGACUGGCCUUGGAUAAAAAGAUCAGUACUGGAAACAAGAUGGACAGUGGCAAAGAGUACACACCGACCAUCGGGUCACUACGCGAUUGUCCUCGCCUCACGCAUCUGAGCAUCGGCAUCGCGCCACUCCUAGGGGAAUACCUCGGUGGAUACGAUCAGUAUGGAUUCAAGGAACCGCCAUAUCGACUUGAGAAACCUGCCCCGUUCCGACUGGUAGACAUGUUACCGCCUUCUCUAGAGUAUCUCUGCCUCUAUGGUUAUACGCGGGGUGAAAAUCCAGAUGUUGACGAGCAUAUUGAUGAGUUCUUGGCGAAGAGGGAUGACAAGUUGCCGAAUUUGAAGGUUGUUAGGGGUAUCGAUGAGCGGGUGCGGGAUAUCAAGGAUGUUCUUCAUGAUAUGGCCUUGGCGGACGUUGAUGAAGAUGAGCUUUAUGUGCGAGGGGAGGGAUUUGAGUCUGGAUGGAAGAAAGUGGAGGAGCUGAAACAGAACGAAAAGGUAGAUGAUUAG